GGGUAAAGCCACCAAGGAACCUGAAAACGGGCCCCCACAGAUCCCCAUCCCGGAUCACUCAGGUCUGCCCCCAGACAUGAGGGUGGCAUUGGAGGUGUCUUAGCGACAACUGUCCUAGGGGUGCUAUGGACACUGGGAUACGUUCCAUGCACUCAAGGUCAUCCUGUGUCUCAAUACUCUUAGUCCCUUUCUGGACCUGCGGGGACUGGUGGAGCGGGGACACCACCUGCAGAGACCUGUCACCGCGAAUAAGCGCUGUAAUGCGUUCUAAUUCGGUCUCAGCCGCAAGGCCCUAUGACAUGCAGCGGCCAAUCCACGACAAAAGCGGCUUCCAAAAACAUAAUAAAAACCGGUUUCCUGCUUCCGCCGCUGUUCCUCUUCCGGCGGAAGUCUGCGAGCCUGGUACCGAGCGUACCCACUACCCGGGAGGCUGGCCAUCUGGUCCCGGCCCGUGCCCACGCGCGCCCCGAAGAGCCUGCUCCAGGCGCUGCCGCCCGCACCAUGGCCGCCCCAGACUUGUCCACCAACCUCCAGGAGGAGGCCACCUGUGCCAUCUGCCUCGAUUACUUCACCGAUCCAGUGAUGACCGACUGCGGUCACAACUUCUGCCGCGAGUGCAUCCGACGUUGCUGGGGCCAGCCCGAGGGCCCGUACGCGUGUCCCGAGUGCCGCGAGCUGUCGGCGCAGAGGAACCUGCGACCCAACCGACCCCUCGCCAAAAUGGCAGAAAUGGCCCGGCGCCUGCACCCGCCGUCGCCCGUCCCGCAGGGCGUAUGCGCGGCGCACCGCGAGCCGCUGGCCACCUUCUGCGGCGACGACCUCUGCCUUCUGUGUCCCACCUGCGAGCGCUCGGAGCACUGGGCUCACCGCGUGCGACCGCUGCAGGACGCGGCCGAAGACCUCAAGGGGAGGCUGGAGAAGUCACUGGAGCACCUGCGGAAACACAUGGAGGAUGCGACGCUGUUCCAAGCCCAGGCUGAGGAGACCUGUGCCUUGUGGCAGAAGAUGGUGGAGAGCCAGCGGCAGAAUGUGCUGGGUGAGUUUGAGAGGCUGCGCCGCCUGUUGGCGGAGGAGGAGCGACAGCUGCUGCAGAAGCUGGAGGAAGAGGAGCUGGAGGUGCUGCCGCGCCUGCGCGAAGGCGCCGCGAGACUUGGCCAGCAAAGCGCGCAGCUGGGAGCCCUCAUCUCAGAGCUUGAGAACCGCUGCCAGCUGCCAGCACUGGGGUUGUUGCAGGACAUUAAGGACGCCCUGUGCAGGGUGCAGGAUGUGAAGCUGCAGCCUCCAGAGGUGGUGCCCAUGGAGCUGAGGACCGUGUGCCGGGUCCCAGGGCUGGUGGAGACCCUGCGGAAGUUCCGAGGGGACAUAACCCUGGAUCCAGACACUGCCAACCCAGAGCUGGUCUUAUCUGAGGACCGGAGGAGUGUGCAGCGUGGCGACCAGCGGCAGGCCCUGCCCGACAGCCCAGAGCGUUUUGACCCAGGCCCCUGCGUGCUAGGCCAGGAGCGCAUUACCUCUGGCCGCCACUACUGGGAGGUAGAAGUCGGGGACCGUACCAGCUGGGCACUUGGCGUGUGCAAAGAAAAUGUCAACAGGAAGGAAAAGGGGGAGCUGUCAGCUGGCAACGGGUUCUGGAUCCUGGUGUUCCUGGGGAGUUUCUAUAAUUCCACUGAGCGGGCCUUCUCCCCACUACGGGACCCCCCCAAGCGCGUGGGGAUCUUCCUGGACUAUGAAGCUGGUCAUCUCUCCUUCUACAGUGCCACAGAUGGGUCGUUGCUGUUUAUCUUCCCUGAGACCCCCUUCUCGGGUACACUCCGGCCUCUCUUCUCACCUUUGUCCAGCAGCCCAACCCCUAUGACCAUCUGCAGGCUCAUAGGUAUACCUGGAGACACCCUUGGUCCCCAGUGACCCAGACCCUCUAGAGGGUCCUCUGAUGGUCCCUUGUCCUGACCAUGCAGAGGCCCAGGAGCCAGAUGGUGUCCUGUGAGCAUUAGGAGAAGCACAUAGUGCCUUUCUGACCACACGUGGGAAACCCAAGUUCUCAGUCUCAGAGACAUAAUGUGAGUGGAAGUAUGCUGGUCUGGGCUCUACCCUCAUGUUGGGGAUCCUCUCUGCCACUGAUGUCACUUAGUGCCAAAAGCCCUCACCAAAGCACUAAGUCCCAUGUGUCACCAGCACCUCUGACUCGAGGUUCCAGUAAUGCGAUAGGCCUUUCCAGAAGUAAUCCGGGCCUGUCCACACUGCUGUGCCAACAAGCACACCACGCUAUCCCUGAAAUGAAAUUUGGUAAGGUUAGAUAGGGAGUCGGCUUCAAGCCCACCAGCAUCUCAGGAUUUGGUCCAGUAAAUGGGAGGGCUGCUCAGAGUCCUUACCAUGUGGGUGUGGCUACAGUGAAGGAUUAGAGAACAGCAGCCCAGCCCCAGAGGUGAAACAGUCUACUUUUGUAUUCAGCACAUACGGGGUCCAGAAACAGAACUCAGAAAUGGCACUUGAACAUACCCUUCUGUUCUGAGACUUACCUGGUUUGCCUUCAAAGGGGCUUCCCUGGUGUCUGGCUAGCUUUGGUACACUGCCUGUGGUUGUCUGCCCUGCAGAGUCAACCACACAGUCCCGAGUGUACAGGAGCCAGCAAUGACUGCUUUUGUAUUACACUUCCGGGAGUUUUAUCUUUUAUUUAUUGAAAGAGAGACAUUUAAAUAAACUGUCAUCUGGAACAGUG
Messenger RNA from Onychomys torridus (southern grasshopper mouse), 2716 nucleotides. It is a transcript of the gene Trim11, whose product is annotated as tripartite motif containing 11. The transcript has 6 exons. The coding region runs from base 295 to 1905 and encodes 536 amino acids. The record is from RefSeq and is a predicted model, not a curated record. Gene Ontology annotation, molecular function: zinc ion binding; protein binding. NCBI's taxonomy places the organism in Eukaryota, Metazoa, Chordata, Mammalia, Rodentia, Cricetidae.